This is a messenger RNA of Peromyscus californicus insignis, 1963 nucleotides long. RefSeq names its product glycosyltransferase 8 domain containing 1 (gene Glt8d1). NCBI's taxonomy places the organism in Eukaryota, Metazoa, Chordata, Mammalia, Rodentia, Cricetidae. The record is from RefSeq and is a predicted model, not a curated record. Gene Ontology annotation, molecular function: glycosyltransferase activity. The transcript has 11 exons. Gene Ontology annotation, cellular component: Golgi apparatus. Bases 367 to 1602 code for a protein of 411 amino acids.
GCGCGGGCGGCGGGCGGCGGCCCCUCCUCCCGGUGCAGGUGAAGCUGGCCGCGUUGAGCUGCCGAGGGCCGCGAUUCGUCUGACGCGGCUCUAACGUGGCGUGUCAGUGCGUGGCGGGAUCCCGGGAGUGCCACACCACCUCCCCGUCACUCCUAAGCCCAAUGGACCCGGGCACAGCUAUGACUUAGAACUUGAAUGUGUCAAGGGAGAUGAUGGCCACAUCAUUCCAGAAAUAUAUGGCUGUUGAAUUAGCUGUGAGGGAGAGGCAUCCAGAAGAUGGAGUCCAGGGAGGUGCAACGUGGAGUUUGGGGAAAUUUCCUGACCAUGACAGUCAAGUAGGACCUAUCCUGCAAAGGGGUGAAGAGAAUGUCCGGGUCUCCUUGCGCUUUGCCACCCUACAGAAAAAUACGGACUCCUUUGGCACUUCUGACCUCAGAGCCAGGACAUCGAUUAGUAUCUAAUGUUUGUGUAAGACAGAAGAAAAGGAUGUCAUUCCGUAAAGUAAACAUCAUCAUCUGGGUCCUGGCUGCUGUUCUCUUCCUACUGCUUUUGCACCAUAACUUCCUCAGCUUGAGUAGUCUGCUAAGGAAUGAAGUUUCAGAUUCGGGAAUUCUGGGGCUUCAGCCCGUAGACCUCGUCGCGGAUGUUCGUCAACAUCCAGUACAUGGGAGACAAGAGGAGAUUCCUGUGGUCAUUGCUGCCUCUGAAGACAGGCUGGGUGGGACCAUUGCAGCCAUAAAUAGCAUUCAUCAUAACACUCGCUCCAAUGUGAUUUUUUACAUUGUUACACUCAACAGUACAGCAGACCAUCUCCGGUCCUGGCUUAACAGUGUUUCCCUGAAAAGCAUCAGGUACAAAAUUGUAAAUUUUGACACUAAACUUUUGGAAGGGAAAGUAAAGGAGGAUCCUGACCAGGGGGAGUCCAUGAAACCAUUAACCUUUGCAAGGUUCUACUUGCCAGUUCUGGUUCCCAGUGCAAAGAAGGCCAUAUACAUGGAUGAUGACGUAAUUGUACAAGGUGAUAUUCUUACCUUGUACAACACACCACUGAAGCCAGGACAUGCCGCUGCAUUUUCAGAAGAUUGUGAUUCAACCUCUUCGAAAGUGAUCAUCCGGGGGGCAGGGAACCAGUACAAUUAUAUUGGCUAUCUUGACUAUAAAAAGGAAAGAAUUCGUAAGCUUUCCAUGAAAGCCAGCACCUGCUCCUUUAAUCCUGGAGUUUUUGUUGCAAACUUGACUGAAUGGAAAAGACAGAAUGUAACUAACCAGCUAGAGAAAUGGAUGAAACUUAAUGUAGAGGAGGGACUGUACAGUAGAACACUGGCUGGCAGCAUCACCACACCUCCUCUGCUUAUUGUAUUUUAUCAACAGCAUUCCACCAUUGACCCCAUGUGGAAUGUGCGCCACCUUGGCUCUAGUGCUGGAAAACGGUAUUCACCCCAGUUUGUAAAGGCUGCCAAGUUACUUCACUGGAACGGUCACUUCAAGCCUUGGGGAAGAGCUGCUUCAUACGCUGAUGUUUGGGAAAAAUGGUAUAUUCCAGACCCAACAGGCAAAUUUAGUUUAAUCCGAAGACAUAUGGAUACCUCAAACAUAAAGUGAACUACAAUUUAAGCUAAAUGCAUCACUCAGGAAAUCCUGGAAGACACAACACGUGGGAAGUUAACAGUGUUAGGCUUGAGUCCCUCUGUAGCAACUCACAGAAAAGGGGAUGUUUCAGCUGGCGGAGAUCACAAAUUGCUUCUGUGGCAGUCAGCUUCCCAGAUGACUACAAAUAUCUCCAUCUGCCUUACCAAAUGUUUGCUUACUAUAUUGCUGACUGACCUGAAGGACAGACUGAUAAAACCAGCACUCGGCUAACUGCUGUAGUUAGGAACUGCAGCUUGGUUUUAAUUUUGUAACCUGUGGUCCAGUUUGUAAAUAAAAUCUACAUUUUCCAAUAAAUCUCUUUGCUUCCACAGAA